CCCCAGAGGGCACUUCCGGCUCAGCGGAACUCGGUCCGCCGGCCUGGGUUCCCCGCGGGUUCCGCCUGUGGUCAAGGCCCCCGCCCCCCAUGAGCGCGGCGCCCCUGGUGGGCUACAGCAGCAGCGGCUCGGAGGAUGAAGCCGAGGCCGCCGCCGCCGCCCCCGCCGCCGCGGGGCGGAGCAAGCCCAGGUCUGGGGUCCGCCGUUGUGGCCAGAACCCCCUUCCCACUCAGAGGUUUCCAGUGCCUGACAGUGUGCUCAGCAUGUUCUCUAGCACCGAGGAGGGGCCCGAGGAUGACAGUGCAAAACAUGGGGGACGCAUUCGGACCUUUCCCCAUGAGCGGGGCAACUGGGCCACCCACAUCUACAUACCGUAUGAAGCGAAGGAGGAGUUCCUGGAUCUGCUUGACAUGUUGCUGCCCCGAGCCCAGACAUUCGUGCCCCGGUUGGUGCGGAUGGAGGAGUUCCACCUCAGCCUGUCUCAGAGCGUGGUUCUCCGCCACCACUGGAUCCUCCCCUUCGUGCAGGUGCUCAAAGACCGCAUGGCCUCUUUCCAAAGGCUGCAUUUUGUACCCCUGCUGUCUCCACUGCCUCUUCCUAGGACCUUCAUUGGGCUUGAGGUCAGUUCCGGGCAUGCCCAGUUCCUGGACAUGGUUUCAGCGGUGGACAGAGUCAUGGAGGAAUUUGACCUCACUACCUUCUACCCGGACCCUUCAUUUCAUGUCAGUCUGGCCUGGUGUGUGGGUGACGCACGUCUCCAGCUGGAGGGACAGUGCCUGCGGGAACUACAGGAAAUCGUGGACGAGUUUGAAGACUCCGAGAUGCUGCUGCGCAUGCUGGCUGAGCAGGUCCGCUGCAAGUCUGGGAACAAAUUCUUCUCGAUGCCUUUGAAGUGAACCUUGUCCCAUGCCUCUCUACAGACCAACUGAGAUGGGGGAGCCUGCUGCCGUCUGAGGGAUGCCCCAGCAGGAAGUGUGAUAAUCACCCACCGAGCACUGUUCUAAGGGGCUCCUCUCUCCUGGUCUUUUGGGUGGUAGGUUGAUAGGCUGCUGCUGUGGUGUGGUCAUUUCCAGAAAUCACCAGUAGAGGGCAGCCCGGACCUCUAAUUCUUCUGUUAGUCUAGGAAAAGAAAAUGAGCCCUGCUGGGGAGCUCACCCGCACUCAGUGGGGUCCCCCUGAGGUCUCUCCACUGCAGCGAUCUAUAUUGAUGCCAUUGGCCAUCAUACCCGUUUUUAAAAUCAUUGUGCCCUGACUCACCUCUGUCAAACUGGGGGCUCCAGUGAGUCUCACCCUUCUUUUAAUCUCCUUUAUUUAUCACUUUUUCCCUUCAUCCCAUCCAGUGCCAGAAGAGGUCAUUUCAGGGCCAGGGCACAAGGUGCUAAUUUGUGGUCAGCAGCAGUUUUCCCAUUCCUUUCCUCCCACUUACCCAGCCAGGUGCCUGGGGAGAGCCCAGCAGAUGUUUCAUUUUGGCCUGGCUCUGGCUGCCGGCCAGGCCUCCAACACCUAUGACCCCUAGUUUCCCCCAUCAGCUUUCCCAAAGAAGCACAGAGGCACCUUUCCUCCAGGCAAAAUACUCCUACCCCUGUGGCUGAGCAUUCUUCAGGGGUGGGGGUGUCGUGGGAGGUGGAGAGGGUCAGAGAGGCACAGGAGAUUUUAUUUUCCACCAAGCUCUUAUGGGGCAAAGAACCAAGCCUCUCCGGUUGUCAUGGGGAUUUCUAGUGAUGAGUGAAGAAACUUUUUUUUACAGUUUUAAAUUAUGUUCAACAAAUAAAAUCUGCCUUUCUAA
Molecule: messenger RNA, 1786 nt
Organism: Peromyscus maniculatus bairdii (prairie deer mouse)
Lineage: Eukaryota; Metazoa; Chordata; Mammalia; Rodentia; Cricetidae
Source: RefSeq, a predicted model, not a curated record